This is a messenger RNA of Gracilinanus agilis (Agile Gracile Mouse Opossum), 2569 nucleotides long. RefSeq names its product EMI domain containing 1 (gene EMID1). The coding region runs from base 1 to 1197 and encodes 398 amino acids. The record is from RefSeq and is a predicted model, not a curated record. NCBI's taxonomy places the organism in Eukaryota, Metazoa, Chordata, Mammalia, Didelphimorphia, Didelphidae. Gene Ontology annotation, molecular function: protein binding. The transcript has 13 exons.
AUGGGGGCGAAGGUCCAAGGACGAGGCGGGCAGGAGGCAGGGAGGCCCUUUAUUCACUGGUCCAUCCAUUCAGCCGCCAUUUCUCAAGAGUGGCUCUACCGGACGGUGGUGAGACCUACGUACAAAGUGGUGUACAAGACGGUGACCUCCCUGGAGUGGAAGUGCUGCCCCGGCCACUCGGGGACCAGCUGUGAGGAAGGUAGGACCCCCGCCGGCCCCCCGGCGCCCCCUCCCCGGCCCUCCGCCUUCCUCCAGGUGUCCAAGCUGGUGGUAACUGAGCAGUCAGCAUCCCUGCCCCUCGGCGCUCCCCCAGAGGCCAAAGGGAGUGGCGAGGACCCAGCCCUGCUAUGGGGGUUGCCAGCUGCCCAGGGGAGCCCUGGAGACGAAGAAGCCAGAGGGCCUCCUGGAACUGGAGAGCGACGGAGGGAGACCGUGUUCACCCGGGAUGGCCGAGGAGGUGUUCCAGGACCACCAGGGCCUUCUGGCCCCAAAGGAGACACAGGCAGCCGGGGCCCUUCUGGAGUGCCAGGGCUGAAGGGCCCAGCUGGACCACCAGGACCCCAAGGACCACCCGGCAGCCCAGGUCGGGAUGGGGCCAAGGGAGAGAGGGGCCCCCCAGGACCUCCUGGGCCCCCAGCCCCAACCGGACCCUCCACAGCCCAGAUCUCUGAACAGGGUGAUCCACUGCUCUCCAACACCUUCAUCGAAACUGGGGGCCUGGGCAUCCAGGGGCCUGUGGGUCCACCAGGCCCCAUGGGGCCCAUGGGUCCCCCAGGUCCUCCAGGCCCAGUGGGUGUCCCAGGAACACCUGGCCACAAGGGUUCACCAGGCCCAUCUGGAGCUGACGGAAGUAAUGGCCUCCCAGGGGAGAAGGGUGAGCGAGGCUACCAGGGGGAGCCGGGCCCCAGAGGCUUAGCAGGAGAACGGGGCGAACCAGGCCCCAAAGGUGACCCUGGAGAGAAGGGCCAUUGGGGGGAGGGUUUGCACCAACUACGCGAGGCUUUGAAGAUUUUAGCAGAAAGGGUUUUAAUCUUGGAAACAAUGAUUGGGCUCUAUGAACCGGACCUUGGCUCCGGGGCGGCGCCCCCCAACAUUGGGGCCUCCAGCUUCCCUCGGGGCAAACGGGCAGGAGUACCCACCACUUACCGGAUUGUCUCCCGUCUCCUGACCCAGGGGAGUGAGGACCGGAAGGACUGAGGCCGGUCAGCGUGGUCACCGAGGGGCUUGGGAUUGGGCCCUCCCCACCUCGGGCUUCUUCUGAGCUCUUGUCCCACAGCCAAGGCCCGCAAGGCCGAGCCCCCUAAUUAUCAGAGCGGGUGAGCUACCGUGCUCAGGAUACAGACUGGCAUCCUGGAGACUGAACCAUGAGCAUGCGAAGGCUGGAGGGCCAAUUUCCUGGGCUUCCUCUAUCCCGUGCCCAGGGCCACAAGGGGGGUUCACCCUGGGCACAGGGCUACCUAGACUGGACAAUCUCAAGAACUGGAUGCAGCAGAGGGGACAAUUAGAGCUGAUGCCCUCCCUGAUCGCCCACCUUCACUUUACAGGGAAGGAAACUGAGGCCCAGACUGGCCUGACAGGGUGUGCAGCCACACCUCUCCUUCCCUAAAAGGGAAAUGAUGCUCAAAGUCACCCCAGCAGCACAUGGCAAAGGCUGGCCUGGAGCCCACCCCCAGCUCCCACUUCUUUCCCCUCUUCUGGGGUGCUUCCUGGAAAGCCGUCUCACACAGGGUAGGAGUGGGAAUGGGGGGCUCCUGGGCUCCGGUCAAAUGGCCUGGCACUGUCUCCUCUGCCCACAGCUCCACCUCGCCACAUGGGGGCCCAACUUCUGGUUUGGCACUUGGGGCUCAUCUGAGGCCCAGAAGUAAGCAGGGGCUUAAGGCCAAACCCUUCACCCACAGCCACACCAGCCUCUGGGCCCCUCUGCUUCCCCAGAACAAGCACUGACCUGCCUCUCAGCCCCCCACUUGGUACUUGUGGUGCUACGAUCCCCCCAAAACUGUAAGGUCAAGUACCAGCCAAUCCUUUGACAAGAGGUGGGGGCCCGCAGACAUUCCCCCCCCCCCCCCCCCAGAGCCCCUGGGGGGCAGGGGGGGGUCUUCCUGUUUACAAAGCAGAGGGCCGCCCAUGGCCCCCAUAAGCUGGGACCUGGCAAUAAGGGUCCCUCGGAGGCCCAGAGCACAUGGGGCCCUGCUCCACCCCCCACCCUCUGUGAAAAGAGCUUCCAGAAAAGAAAUGGGCCGCCUUGGUAGGUAGUGAGGUCCCUGGCAUUAGAGGUUCCCUUGCUGCUGUGUUCUGGAGGGGAGCCCGGCUGUCUGGCAAAUCCCAUGGGAAGGAGGGCUUAUAGAAAGAAGGCUGGAGAGGGAGUCGGGGGGGGGGCCCUGAGUUCGAAUUCCAGCUCUGUUUACUCACCUGUAAAAUGGACCGGGAUGGCCUGAGGGGCCACCACGAGGCUCUGCCCUGCCCCGUGAGAUCGGGCCCAACAGCGCCCCCUGCGGCUGGAAGGGAGCCCGCCCGGCGACUCAAGCACCCAGCACCCACUUUUCUUAAAGAUGAACGGACUUUAUUCGGG